CAAUGAGCGGACGCGUUUAAUUGGUGAGUAUAAGUUCCUUUACUUGUAUCGUAUAUAAGCAAUGUUAUGUUAUGUGUGUUGUUGAUAGUCUAUGAAGUUCAGGCCUGUAUAAUUGUUAAAGUGUUAAUUGUUGCCGGCAAGUUAGGGUUAGUACCCUGUUGACUGAAGUACUCAUAGGAUCUAAAGGAUAAAACCAGACAUCUCUGCGAGGAAAGUGAGGGAGAGUAAGCUCUCUGAACCUCAUGUUAAGGGGAAGUAGCCUUAUGCCUCAAUAGGAGAUCACUCUUGGCCUGGAUCUUGGAUCGGUAGUUGAUCAGGUAUAUGAGGUACGGUCAGUCAGGAAUUGGUAAGGUCAUGAGACUCUGAUAGUGAUUUUGGAGUGUGAAUUACCGUAGGGAGGAUUAUGUGAAAUCUUUGUCCCUGGUGUAGUAAAUUGUCAUUUACUGUUUGUAGUAAUUUUGUGUUUAUUUGUAGUAAGUUAUUACUCAAUAAUAUAGUAAUUAUUUGAGAUAUCUUUGUUUCUUUGUGUAUUAUCAUUUACUGGCUAUAGUAAGUUGGUGAUAUCUAGUUAUUGUUGUCUGUAGUUCUAGGAAUUGUAGGUAAAAAUGGAAAUUGUAAAUCAAUUUGUUGGAAAGUAUGCAUCUGCUAGUUUUAAGAUUUGUACAGAUGAUGCCUUGACACACCAGUUUAAUGAUAUUAUGAAACAAUGUGAUGAGCAGAAUGCGAGUAGCAAACAUAGAAAGGCGAGUAAAAAAGCAAAGAAAGAGAAAUUAGCUAAUAUGUUGUGUAUGUUAAUGAAAAUGAAAGAGAUUGCAGAACAAAAGGAAUUGCAAUGGUAUUCUGAAAAGGCUCAGUUAAGGGGUGAGCUGGAUAAGGUUGAACAGGAUAUUACUGUGGCUAUUGCUAGUGCUGGAAGUGAUGGUUGUGAGUGUGAAGAGCUCAGAGAGGAAGUGGACAGACUGGUUCAACAGAAUUGUGAUUUGGAGGAUGAAAUACAGGAAUAUGAGGAAAGAUGUAGGCUUAGAGAUCUACAAAUUGCUUCAUUAGGAGAAAAAGAAGCAAAGAAUGAUGAUGUUGUGAGAGCACUUAAGAAUCAGUUACAUGAUGCUAAUAAACAAUUGGUUCAUAAAGAGCAUUGCAGUGGGACCUUGAGACCUCAGGAAAAUGCAAAAGUUAAUAAUUGUUAUUGUGGCAAUCAAACACAAAUGUAUGGUUCCCCUGAACAGGAGAAAAGAGAUAGGAAAUGGGGGGAGGAGCAGCCUAUUUGCACUGCAGAUGAUCUACAAUCGACCCCAGAUCAUAGUUCCUCUCUCUUUAUUCCUGUAUCAGAUGGAAGUAGACAAAGAAGGGAUAGUUUGCAUAUUCAUGGUAGCAAUCGUGUCCAAUCCACAACACUCUCUAUACAGGACAAAACAAACCUAUGCCAAAUUUUGGGGAAAUUUGAUACUAGUGCCUCACCCAUUAGUCUUUCCAAUAGGUUGGAAGCUGUGGUUACGCAGUAUAAUCUCAACAAUAGAGAUGCAUGUGCCUUAUUUCGUGUAUGGCUCCCAUCUCAGCUUUGUGAGAAGUUGCAGCCUCCUGUGGGCACUCACAAAGGAUUAUCUGCAGAACUCAACUCCAACUGGGGAAAUGCAAAUGAUAGGCUGAAAGAGUUGCAUAGAGUGAUGGGAGGAAGAGAUACCAGAGGUACCAAUGCCCUAGAGAAUGCUAAGUUAAAGAGAGGGGAUGACCCAAUUAUUUUCUGCAGUGAAUAUUUGACCAUAUUUCGUGCUACCUAUAACUGUCCUGACAUGUCUCCUGACGACAGCAGUUUUCUCUAUUCAAUGGCUAAUAAAUGCACUUUUGUUGACUAUCCAACAAAGAUUGCCUUAAGGAAUGCAAAUUCCUAUCAAGCCUUUUUGAAUAUCUUAAAGGACUGGAUUCAGGAGACUAGUCAUGACAGCAAGCCCCAAAAGAGAAUAUCAGAGAUAGUUAAGAAUGAAGGCAAAGUGAGAUUUAUGGGAAAGUGUUACAAGUGUGGAAAUAUGGGUCAUACUAUGAGAGAGUGCAGAAGUAAUAGGAAAGAUAACAACAAAGAUUUUAUACCAAAAAAACUGCAACAAAAGCAAGGAUUAAAUAAUGAAGCUGAUAGAGUACCUCAGACUCCUGAAGCUACAUUAUAUGGUCCACUUUUGAAGGAGAUCAGGAGGAUAGGCAAAGCAAUAGCAGAGAUGCCAGAUGAAUUAAAGGCCCCACCUCCAACAAAUCCUUAUAUGAAACAAUAG
Molecule: messenger RNA, 2264 nt
Organism: Hyla sarda
Lineage: Eukaryota; Metazoa; Chordata; Amphibia; Anura; Hylidae
Product: posterior protein-like
Exons: 1
Coding region: 606-2264 (552 amino acids)
Molecular function (GO): zinc ion binding; nucleic acid binding
Source: RefSeq, a predicted model, not a curated record